AUGGCAUCAUUCCGGACAUCCUCGCUCCUCGCUCUCACAGCUUUGACGGUGCAGGUCGCUGCUCACGGUCAUGUUGACUGGAUUAUAACUGAUGGAGUAGCAUACCGAGGAUACGAUGCUCCAGCAUUCAAUUGGAAUCCAACCCAAUUCCCUGUCGCUGGAUGGAUCACUGGCGCGACUGACAAUGGCUACGUGGAACCAAACAGCUUCUCCGACCCUGAUAUCAUUUGCCACAGGGCCGCUAGAAAUGCUCGAGGGCACAUUGCCGUGUCUGCUGGUGACAAGAUCAAUCUCAAAUGGAACGAUUGGCCAUCGUCCCACAAGGGCCCUGUCAUCGACUAUCUAGCCAAGUGCCCCGGAAACUGUCAAGACGCUGAUAAGAGCGAACUUGAGUUUUUCAAGAUUGGCGAAGAGGGACUCAUUGACCUGUCUAAGGAUAGUGGUCACUGGGCCUCGGAUGUUUUAAUCAGUAACCAAAACUCGUGGACUCUCCAGAUUCCUUCGGCGUUGGCUUCGGGAAACUACGUUUUGCGCCAUGAGAUUAUCGCUCUUCAUGGGGCAGGACAGAGGAACGGUGCUCAGAACUAUCCCCAAUGCUUCAACAUUAAAGUUACAAAUGGUGGAAAUGUGCUUCCUGAGGGUGUCAAAGGUACCAGCCUUUACAAGUCUGAUGACCCCGGUAUCCUCUUCAACCUCUACGUACCCAGAAGUUCUCUGUCGUGCAAUAUCCCUGGCCCUACACUGGUUCCGGGUCUUUCUUCAACAGUUGAGCAAAAAACGACAACGGCCACUGCUACAUCCAGCGCCACAAUUCCAGGCCAACAAACCACGUCUUCAUCGUCUUCAUCGUCUCUGUCGUCCUCGACUACAACGACAACAUCCUCAUCCUCUAGCUCUACAACUUCUCGAAGCACAAGCAGUAGUCAAGGCACAACACUUAAAACUACAACUACAAGCAAGUCUGAUUCCAUUCCUACUGGAGAUAUAAUGUGUGGACCAGUACAUGGCCUGGCGAAAUAUUCGCAGUGCGGAGGCAAGAACUACGUUGGUCAGACCGUAUGUGCCUGGGGAGCUACAUGCCAGGUGGUGAACGAGUAUUAUUGGCAGUGCCUUUGA
Fusarium poae is the source of this 1116-nucleotide messenger RNA. RefSeq lists its product as uncharacterized. Gene Ontology annotation, cellular component: extracellular region. The record is from RefSeq and is a predicted model, not a curated record. Lineage: Eukaryota; Fungi; Ascomycota; Sordariomycetes; Hypocreales; Nectriaceae. Gene Ontology annotation, biological process: carbohydrate metabolic process. Gene Ontology annotation, molecular function: cellulose binding. The transcript is spliced from 3 exons. The coding region runs from base 1 to 1116 and encodes 371 amino acids.